CCCGCCGCUGGUCGGCGCUGUGGUCCGGGCCUCUGCUCCGGCUCGGGUCGUAGUCUAUUAUCUUCCGGGUUGAAAGGUCGUUGCUUCUCUUCCAGCGGUCCGAGUUAACAUGGGACGCGUCAGGACCAAGACGGUGAAGAAGGCCGCCAGGGUCAUCAUCGAGAAGUAUUACACCCGUCUGGGCAAUGACUUCCACACCAACAAGAGGGUGUGUGAGGAGAUCGCCAUCAUCCCCAGCAAACCACUGCGCAACAAAAUCGCAGGGUAUGUAACCCACCUGAUGAAGCGGAUCCAGCGUGGUCCAGUCAGAGGAAUCUCCAUCAAACUUCAGGAGGAGGAGAGAGAGAGGAGGGACAACUACGUCCCAGAGAUCUCAGCUCUGGACCAGGAGCUCAUCGAGGUGGAUCCAGACACGAAGGAGAUGCUCAAGAUGCUGGAUUUUGGAGGCCUCUCAAACCUUCAGGUGACUCAGCCAACUGUCGGCAUGAACUUCAAGACACCACGAGGACUUUGAAAUCAUGUACAAUAUUCCUCCAAAUAAAUCAUCUUAAAGAAUGGCCUGUC
Messenger RNA from Sphaeramia orbicularis (orbiculate cardinalfish), 564 nucleotides. Its product is annotated as 40S ribosomal protein S17-like. The transcript is spliced from 5 exons. Lineage: Eukaryota; Metazoa; Chordata; Actinopteri; Kurtiformes; Apogonidae. The coding region runs from base 110 to 514 and encodes 134 amino acids. Gene Ontology annotation, molecular function: structural constituent of ribosome. Gene Ontology annotation, biological process: translation. The record is from RefSeq and is a predicted model, not a curated record. Gene Ontology annotation, cellular component: ribosome.